Colletotrichum higginsianum IMI 349063 is the source of this 1350-nucleotide messenger RNA. Its product is annotated as PXA domain-containing protein. Gene Ontology annotation, cellular component: late endosome; early endosome; extrinsic component of endosome membrane. Gene Ontology annotation, molecular function: phosphatidylinositol binding. Gene Ontology annotation, biological process: endosome to lysosome transport; early endosome to late endosome transport; protein targeting to lysosome. The record is from RefSeq and is a predicted model, not a curated record. Bases 1 to 1350 code for a protein of 449 amino acids. The transcript is spliced from 2 exons. Lineage: Eukaryota; Fungi; Ascomycota; Sordariomycetes; Glomerellales; Glomerellaceae.
AUGGCCAUGGCAGCAACGGUCGCUACCCCUCGCGCCCCGACGCCUCGCCCGAAAGCCCCCGCGACUGUGAGCUUCUCGACCAACCCGGCCCCGAACAUCCCAACGCCUCUGUCUACGCCCGGCGGCGACCGAUCCCGUCCUCCGCUACAGGGAAAUCCUUCCGCUCGCCGAUCCGCCCGGUCUACACCGACAGAUUUCCUCUCCGAUAAAGCCACCGCCGCCUUCAUCCGUCGCGUCCUUUGCUCCAAGCAUCUGGCUGAAAGGGGCAGGGCCACCCCAGCCCCCAUCGAGGAGCUGCUACCACCCCUGACUAGCCGGAACGAUGUUGAUCUGCAACUAUACGCACUCAUUGCGGUUAUUUUGAGGGAGUAUGUGCAGACGUGGUACAGCAAGAUUACAGCCGACGACACUUUUGUCAACGAAGUCGUUCAGAUAAUCGCACACUGCACGAGAGCUUUGGAGCAACGGCUACGAAAGGUCGACUUGGAAAGCCUCUUGUUUGAUGAGCUGCCUGACUUGCUGGACAGGCACAUCCUAGCUUACCGCGCGGCGCAUGAUCCGGUUUCCAGGCCUCCGACUGAAAUAGACCCUCGAGAAGUUUAUCAUUCGCUUUGCCCUCUGGCCCCUUUGUCGCCCAUACCUCGCCCAGAAGACCCUUCGUCUGUCACAAAUCAGCAAGAAAACGAAGCGGCCUAUCGCCAGCUAUUGGUGCAAGGCGUCUUGGCUGUUCUCCUACCAACCGAAGACCUUGAGAACGACUGCCUGACCUCCCUGGUCGGCCAAAUCUUCUCCGAGCUCAUCAUUGGAAACGUUCUCGUCAAUAGACUCUCGCAACCCUGGCUCAUUUACGAAUGUCUCAUCGUUCUCACCAGAGUCCUUGCAAGGGGGGGAUCGGAUCCCAUCGAAGAAGGGGUCACGGAGGCUUUGGCGGGCGGAUCAACUCCCGCGGUCCCCAAGCUAGUUCGUCGCAGCUGGUCCAUCCAGAGGGCGUUCUGGUCGCUCGUACAAUGGUCUUUCAUUGCUUUCACAUCAAUCCGCCUGCUCAUCACCACUCUCGCCAUGUCUUCAUCCUUGCCCCCACGGUCGGACGGUGAUGCGGCCGAUAAACACGACAUGACUUGUCAAAAGUCGGAUUCGAAGACGCCAAAUCCUGCCACUAGUUCAAACGAGGCGCGGCCAGUGCAGACAAAGACACCUAUCGUCGCCUUGAAGCUGUGGACCUGCAUAUCAGACUGGAUUGAAAUGGACACUCGCAUGCCUUGGUUAAGUGGAACGCUGUCGAUGCUACAGCUCGGAGCAAUGGAAGGCCCAGGCCGAGUUGCUGGUCUCAACGGACCCAUGGACAGGUAG